Messenger RNA from Peronospora farinosa, 4137 nucleotides. The record is from the annotation of a GenBank genome assembly. NCBI's taxonomy places the organism in Eukaryota, Oomycota, Peronosporomycetes, Peronosporales, Peronosporaceae.
AUGAUUGAGGAGAUGGAAGAGCCACCACGGACACCCAUGAGCUCUUCGGAAGACGGCGAAGGAUUGCAAAAUAACGACAAUACUGCGACAAAUAACGAUCUCUCGUUCUCAACAGCCAGUGGAUCUGCUCCACAUUCUUCUCGAUCGGCCGACGCCGGCCAUCGUAGCUUCACGCGACCUAGCGGUCCACCCCUGUCGGAGGGCGCUGACUUGUCCUCAUUUGACAUGCUGGGGUCGUUGGGCGUCGAGCGAGAUGGACUGGGCAUUAAAGGGUGUCUGUGUAUGCGCGACGAGGGCGUAACGUACCACCGCAUGAAGCGCUUCUACUGUCGUUGCGUUGGUGUUAAUUUCUUGCGAUUUGCAUUACGCGAUGCAGCGCCCUCAAUGAUCGCGGCGUUGUUUAGUGCCGAGGUGCAGAAGGUGGAGGCGUGGGACGGUAAGGGCCUCUGGCAUACAUAUCGUCACUCGUUCAAGCUGUCGUUCACGUCGGGUGAUGUGUUCAAUGUGGAUGCUGAUUCGGAGGAGGACAAGCGACAGUGGAUCGAGUACAUCCAGAUGGCGCUGAAAGGAACGACGGUUGCAGUGAAAAAAUGGACUGCACAUGUAUCUUCGUGUCCUGACAUCAUGACACUCACCCCUGGAGGUCUCACAUUUGCUGAGAAGAAACGCAAUCCUCCUCGGUUUAAAAAUGACAUGAAGUGCUGCCACCCCGGCUGCCAUGUACGAUUGGACAGUACUAGCAAGAGACAGCACCACUGUCGAAAUUGUGGUGGAUCCGUAUGCUCGGAUCAUAGCUCCCGGUUUGCGAUGCUUCGACAUUUCAACACGAAUUACGCUGUACGACUGUGCGUGGGGUGUUACCGCGUACAGAGCUUCGUGUUAUGGCUCAACAUGUUGCUACAACGUCUAAAUAUCGCACAAAUCGAGGAAAAUGGCGUAAACAAACCUGAUUUGUCCAAGGCCGACGAAGAUGAGGUGGAAGCAUUAAUUGCGAUAUUUGAAGACGGCGCUUUUGGUGUUUCCGAUGUGAUCCAGAUGCUUCAUUUGCAUCGUCACGGGUGUGACGAAGCGUAUGCAUAUGCGGUAAACAAGCUGCUGGAGCUUACAGCGUCGAACCUGGCAGAUUUCGAAUUUUUUCUCCCACAAAUAUUUCACCUGUGGCUAACAGUGGACUGGACAACUAACAACAUUAAAGCAGCGCUGUUGUUUCGAGUAUUGUGUUAUGCAACUCAAUUGCACAUCCGUUUUGCGAUGGCCAUCUACUGGUUAACUCGCGCAGCAAUCGACGAUAGCUGCGGCUGGGGUUUCGGUCAGUCCGAGCUGUAUGUGCCUGAUUUUCUGCACCGAAAAAUGAGCAUGUGUAAGUUAUUAAUGAUUAAUGUGGAGAUGCAGGUAUCGAAUGGUGACUGGUCUUUUGAGGCAGACAAGGAUCUACCAGCUUCGCCUGAGCAAACUGUCAUCAUUAAGUGCCUAUUCAGUCGCCUGCUAAUCCUUGUUCACUCAGAUGCAAAGACCACAAUCCCUUUGGGUGCAAUUUGCGAUGCCAUAGGUAGCUGUUCAAUUCCUCGGGACUUUCUACUCCCCAGCAGUACACUUCCAGAAGACCCUUGUUGGGGCGAUGGGGAGGAGCGUCGGGUGUUCACAACCCAAAUCCAUUUUAUCGAGGAGCUAUGUGCGAUGGCAGAAAGGCUGAGAUUUCGUCCCCCAAAUGAGCGAAAGAAGGCUUUAAAGCUGGAGCUUCAAAAGCUUGAGCCGCUGGAGGGUGCGUUCUGUCCACUAGGUUCGUGUGACAAUCCGCUGCAGCGGCUGCUUACGAUUGCAAAAGAUGAAGGCACAGUGUUUACGACAAAGGCUCGUGCACCGACAUUAAUUUUCUUCGAAGUUGCAAGACUGCAACCAGCUUGUGAAAAGAGUGCAUGGUUGGACGGUGGUCGAUCUGUCACCUUUAGCGCUCAAAACGAACAGACCUGUGACACCGAAGAGAAUAUUGACGUCGGUGGUACUAAAGAUCUGGCUCCUGCUUUAGAAGCUAAAGUUGCUAAAAAUGCUAUUGAAAUGGCUACAAGCAGUGAUAUUGCACGAGUGAUUGCGAUGGACACCUUUAUUGGUAAUGAUGAGCAAGAAAAUGACGACGGUAAUAGUCUGGGUGACGAUGAGUCGUCGGGCAGCGAUGAUAAAAAUAGCAAAAAGGAUGAGCAAAAAGACCGUGUUUCGUCGGAUCCUUUGCCGUCAUUGGCCGCCCUAGCUCGCGCUGUUGGCGGCAAGAAGAAGCGUAAUCGCCGUGACCGGUCAGGCUCGUUGAAAAACUCUACGACGAAAUCUUUGGAUUCUAUUAUCGCUUCCUGCGCUGACACAAUCAAGAUUCGACGAAAGCGCUCAAACAGUGAAGGUUCUGCGUUCGGCAGGUUUGAAAAAUUGCGAAACAACAAGCUGGGUUCUAAGCUGAGUGAGGUAGAAAAUUUUACAGAUGAUCAAUUGAUCUCCAUGGCUCAGAAUAUGGAGAUCAGUAUGUUGAAGUGCAAUUCAUCUAGUCAUGGUACUUUUACAGGUAAAGAAGUCGUGGAAUGGAUGACUAAGAACGAAAUUGUGUCGGACACAGCACAUGCACUCUGGCUAGGAAGUGAGCUACUCCGCUGUGGCGCGUUGGAGAAAACGGCGCUUUCAUCAAGCUCAAGCAGUGGUUUUGCCGCUAGUGACGAGACGUCUUAUCAACUGAAAAGCGAAUCGAGCACACUUUUUCAAUCUCCUGAGCGCCGCCACACACUGCAGUUUGACGCUCCUCCGAUUUCGAAGUGGUCGACUGAAGAACGAGCCUCAGAAUAUACUGACCAAGAGCGGCUGAUGACUCGCACGUCCUCGCGAAUUAUGUUAAAAUCUCCAGAAAUGAAGGUGGACAUUGCGGACAUGGCUGAUGCAUUCGAUGCAAACUUGAUCGGCUCACCUCCUGAAGGCGCGCCAAACUCCACCAUCAUAGCCUCAAGGCCAGUCAAGGAAUGCCCGACGAGCUCUACUGACGAUAGACGGUCUAUUGCGCUGAACGUCGAUGGUGACUCGCUUGUUUAUAAAUUUGAUCCUGAAGUAGCCAUGAGAGCAAUGAACUCAUUGGAGCAAACGAUGCAGCAAUACGUGUUACCGCAAGAUGUUGGAAAUACUGCCCAACUAAGCGAAGACCUCCACGUGCUACGGGAGCAGCUAAAUAUUGUGUAUGAUUAUGUUAUUGACAAACGGAAACGCUUUCACGUUGCGGUCGAGUCAGCAUUUGGGGAAAGUUUUGAACAAAAGAAGGAACGCCUACGCGAACAAUCCCACGUUGCGGUAUCGGAAUCGAAAGAUUGGGACUGCGUCGCGUUUAUUGUCAAAUCUAACGAUGACUUGCGGCAAGAGGUUCUAUGCUUGCAGAUUAUUCGUCAGCUGCAAGAUAUCUUCCAGGGUGCGGAUUUGCCUCUUCGCCUGUUGCCGUACGAGAUUAUUGCGACUUCAGCGUCAACUGGCAUGAUUGAGUAUGUCAAGAAUGCAGUGUCUCUCGACGCUUUGAAAAAGAGGGGCAACUACACAACCCUGGCAGACCACUUCUUGAGAACGUAUGGCCAGGUGGAUUCUGCGGGGUACAAGACAGCAAUGACGAACUUUGUGCGGAGCAUGGCUGCUUAUUCGUUGGCGUGCUACUUUUUGCAAAUUAAAGACCGUCACAAUGGCAAUAUCAUGAUCGAUAGCGAUGGUCACGUAAUCCAUAUCGACUUCGGUUUUAUACUUGGUAUCGCCCCUGGAGGGCGGUUCAGUUUGGAGACGGCCCCAUUUAAGCUGACAGGCGAAAUGGUUGACGCAAUGGGCGGCACUCAAUCGGACUACUUUAAGGCCUACGUCAUCUUUCUUAUACAAGGAUUCUUGGCUCUUCAGCAACAGGCAGAUAGUAUUUUGAUGAUGAUCGCGAUCAUGGCGCAGGAGUCGUCAUGCCCGUGCUUUUUGUCUCAAAAUCCGCGGGACAUCUUAAGCACCACCAAGCAACUUUUCCGCCUAGACUACAACCAAAGCCAAGUCAUUAGACAUGUGAUCAGUCUCGUCAGGCGCAGCCACAACAGCUAUCGUACUCGCCAGUACGACGUUUUCCAGCGAAUGACAAAUGGCAUCUUACCUUAA